AGCUUACACUUGGCUUGGUGAGUUUGAAGCGGCGGCCAUGCCUCAUCGAUGCGGCCUCCCUGUCCCGCCGUCGCCCUGCCGACGCUCCUCUCCCGCCUCCGCGCGUGCAGGUCCGCCUCCCACGCGAUCCAGUGCCACGCUCUCCUCCUCACCUCGGGCCACCUCGCCGCCUCCCCGCUGCGCCUCUCCAACCUCCUGCUCCUCGCCAUCGCGUCCGUCCCCGGCGCCGCCCCGCUCGCGGACGCCGUCUUCGCGCGCCUCCCGGAGCCCGCCGCCCGCGACCCAUUCCCCUGGAACACCGCCAUCCGCCUCCACGCCCCCGGGCGCCCCCGCGCCGCGCUGCUCUACUUCGCCCGGAUGCGCAGUUGCGGCGUGCGGCCCGACGCCUACACGUUCCCCGCUGUCCUCAAGGCCUGCGGUUGCGCGCCUGGAUGCAGGGCCGGACUCCUGGUUCACGCCGAGGCCGUGAGGAGGGGGCUGGGCGCGGACCUCUUCACGGUGAACGCGCUCAUCAGCUUCUACUGUAGGAUCCUCGACUGCAUCUCGGGCAGGAAAGUGUUCGACGAGGCAGGUGGCGUCUCGCGGGAUCUCGUCUCGUGGAACUCCAUGGUGGCAGGGUACGUCGGGUGCGGGGAGAUGGGACUCGCGCAGGAGCUGUUCGACGAAAUGCCGCAGAGAGACGCGUUCUCCUGGGGGGCCUUGAUUGACGGGUAUGGGAAGCAAGGUGGUGCUGGUGUGGACCGUGCGCGCGAGUUGUUUGAUCAGAUGACCGAGAGGGAUUUGGUGUGCUGGAACUCGAUGAUCGAUGGUUAUGCCAGGCACGGAAGGAUGGAUGAGGCGAGGUCACUGUUUGAGGAAAUGCCGGAGCGGAAUGUGAUCUCGUGGAGCAUUGUCAUUGAUGGGCAUGUCAGGUGUGGGGAGGCCAAGGAGGCUUUGGAGCAUUUUCAGAGUAUGCUACGGUGUGGCAUAAGGCCUGAUAGGGUCGCUGCUGUUGGGGCUGUUAGUGCUUGUGCUCAGCUGGGCGCUUUGGAGCAAGGAAGAUGGCUUCACUCUUACUUGGAGAAGAAGAAGGUGCUGUCUGAUGUUGUGGUGCAGACUGCUUUGAUAGACAUGUACAUGAAAUGUGGGCGCAUGGAUCUUGCCAUGUUGAUAUUUGAAAGCAUGCCUGAGAGGAGUGUGGUCACUUGGAAUGUGAUGAUUGUUGGACUUGGAACUCAUGGUUAUGGUCUGGAUGCUGUCAUGCUGUUCCAUCGAAUGGAGGCAGAAAGAGUUGCAGUGGAUGAUCUUAGUUUACUUGCCAUGCUGACUGCUUGCACACAUGCUGGGUUGGUCUCAGAGGGUUUAGAGAUAUUUCACAGAAUGAAAAAGGAUUUCGGGAUAGAUCCCAAGGUAGAACAUUAUGGUGCGUUGGUUGAUCUACUUGGCCGUGCCGGACGUUUGGAUCAGGCCAGGCAUGCUAUAGAGACAAUGCCCAUGGAACCAACUCCAGAAUUGUGGGGAUCUCUUCUUGCUGCCUGCCGAAGCCAUAGUUGUGUUGAGCUGGCUGAGUUAUCAGUGGAACGUCUUGCAAAUCUUGGAGCUGAUGAUUCUGGGGUGUAUGUUCUUCUUUCAAAUAUCUAUGCUGAUGAAGGAAUGUGGGGUGAUGUCUUGAGGAUUAGGAAAUUGAUGAGUGAUGAGGGGAUGAGGAAGGAUAUUGGGCGAAGUGUGAUUGAAGUGGAUGGAGAAAUACAUGAGUUUGUGAAUGGAGGUGGCUCACAUCUUUGUACGGAUGAAAUAUACUUAAUGCUGUGGAAUUUGUCUAAAAUGGUAGCAUCUAUUUGAUGGCUACUUUCUGUACCAAACAGUGGCAACUCAUCAGUGGCACUUAAACAUCACUGGAUCGAUGAGGAUCUUGAGUAUCCAUGUGCGGUCGAUUUUAUUAACUUUUUAUUGACUUGCUUGUACAGUGGUGACUCAACAUGUGAUUGAAUGAAGAAGCUUUAUAUUUGAGGCUGCAGUUGUUUACUCCUUUUAGUCUGUUUCAAAGGGCAUAAUGCUAACUGUCUGGACUUAAAAGUGGUUUUAGCCUUUGAAGGACAAGUUUGGUCCCUAAUUGAGAAGUGUCUGAACCUCUGUAGCAUUGUUCUUUAUAUCGUCACUUCAUCAGAAUCAAGAUACAUGAAGUUCAGAUUUCAAGAUUCUUUUGCAUGACCUAUGGCAUCUCAGUGAGGGUGUACUUAGUGCUGAAAGAUAUGGGUGAUUGUUAACUUUUUUACUAUGAAAAAGAGGAAUGACGUGAAUGACCAAUUGACCAUAAGAACUGAUGGUGCUCAGAAGAUCCAGCCUAGAUAUCCAAGGCUGUGCAAGCAGAUGAUACAUUUUGAGAACAAUCGAAGUUAGUGGGCACAAGGUCCGAGUACAAAGUUUGGGUGUUUCAGUAUCGCACAGCAGGGAAGGUAAGACAGUUGACAUGGCUCCUUCCGGACAAAAAUGAAUGGAAAUCAACUCCAUAUCUUCAAUCCAAGACCGUGAAAGAGAAAUCAGCCAAGCUUAAGCUAACAAGUUCAGACUUCGGACGGACGGAUCUUGUGACCAAUAGAAGCAAAUAGAAAAAUGGAGAGCUGAGCAGCGAAUAGAUGUUUUGACUAACAAAAUAGAAAAGAGGAUGCAUCAGUACCUGUAACUCCCAUUCUCGGCAAGGAGAAGAAUCGAUACUUCAUCUUUAUCUCUUGUUUGAAGCAAGCAACUGUGGCUACGGAUGCUCAGCUGAAAAAACUUGGCAUCGAGGAUGCUAAAGGCAUCGGUGCCCGUUUCACGUGAACACAAAGUGAAGCAGACAAACAUCUUUUCUUAUUUAGUUAGAGAAGAUGCUUGAAGAAAGGCAACAAAUGGAGUAACUCUUCUGAGCCUGUAAUGGUGACCCCGCAGUGCCAGAGGAGGGGUUCGCAAGUUCUGGAUCCUGCAUCCCUGCAUCUCUGCAAGGGCAAGGUGUUGCUCAGUCCUCCAUCUCUGCAAGGGCAAGGUGUUGUUCAGUCCACUGCUGUCCAUCUCCUCAUGUGACCUCGAGGCAUGGGCUGCACGCAUCUGGAUUUCAUAUUCAGAGUCGUAUCGUACCAUCUACAGUCUGGUGAUAUCUCAUCGACAGUAAUGGUUGGAAGCUCUGGAUCUGCGACGUAUUUUUGUUGUCACUUUUCCAUGGUUCUUCGACACCCCCUUUGGUGGAGGAUGUUGCCAUGUUGCUGGCUGAUGUGGGCAGGCUUCAGCUGCUGUUGCUUUCAGUCUCAGAGCUGCUAUGGUACCACUGGUCACGACUCACGAGGCCGUAGCUGAGUCAAAAUGUGGUCAAACUAAUUUGAGUGGUAACCAAGCUACAGGACACCGGUAUGUGACGCAUGCGCUGCUGGGUAGUGCACAGUAGUGGUAUUUGGACUCUCCAAAGAAAAAAAGCAGUGGUAUAUUUAGCUGCAAUGGAAGCAUUCGGCAGCCGGGUAAAAAAAAAGGCGUUAUGCAUGUGAGGAGUUCACUGGCUGAGCACGUAUUGUAGGUAUCUGCAUUCUGUCGUCUCAUAUUUGUUUGAUUCUUCAUGCUGCAAACGGCUGGUAACAAAAAGGCAGACUAUUCAAAGCA
Molecule: messenger RNA, 3606 nt
Organism: Sorghum bicolor (sorghum)
Lineage: Eukaryota; Viridiplantae; Streptophyta; Magnoliopsida; Poales; Poaceae
Product: pentatricopeptide repeat-containing protein At3g29230
Exons: 4
Coding region: 49-1821 (590 amino acids)
Biological process (GO): RNA modification
Molecular function (GO): protein binding; RNA binding
Source: RefSeq, a predicted model, not a curated record